Messenger RNA from Branchiostoma floridae (Florida lancelet), 1386 nucleotides. RefSeq names its product protein C10-like. Bases 115 to 483 code for a protein of 122 amino acids. Gene Ontology annotation, biological process: post-embryonic development. Lineage: Eukaryota; Metazoa; Chordata; Leptocardii; Amphioxiformes; Branchiostomatidae. The record is from RefSeq and is a predicted model, not a curated record. The transcript has 3 exons.
AGCUGUCUGAGUUAGUGAAGGAAAGAUCCGCAGCUGUCAGUCGUAAAACUACUGUAGUCCUGUCUUCUGUUGUGCAAGAAAAAUCGUCGGUUUUCACUUGAACUUGUUUUUCAGAUGGCCAGUUCAACGAAUGAGUCGAUACUAACGUUAGAAAAGGCAAGAGAAGCCCUGAAGGAUGUUAUCAAUGCCUUCACCAUUCCUGAGAACAUGGCGCGGAUGGAGGAGGCACGUGACCAGGCGGGGAACGACAUGAUGAAGAUGAUGCAGAUCGUGUUUCCCGUAGCAACGCAGAUUCAGCAGGAAGUCAUACAAAAGUAUGGUUUCUCUGCAGAUGGUGAUGGAGCUGUUAAAUUUGCAAAUGCCAUCCGUCAGUACGAGAUGGAGGACCAAGAGAUUGCCAGCCUGUCCAGCAACCUCAAAUCCAUGUUUCUGCCCCAGAUGGCAACACCCCCCACCCCAGCACAAGAUGUUGCAACAUCAUAGAAUACACUGUCAAACGGACAAUAGACUGACAUUCUCACAAACAACAAGACCACCUCAACUAUGAUUGGCUGCAAUAUGUCUUUUGUCACUGAAUAGGUUGAAUUUCUGCAAAAAGUUGCUCUCAAUACUUCAUAUGAGAAUGUAGCAGACACAAGUUGUGACACACUUAAGCUCUGGUGGAACAAUAUAUAGAACAUUUCUACACCAAUUGAAUCUGUUAUUGAGAGUUAUCAGAAAGUGUUGCAUGGUUGUUGUCUUUUUAUUCUAGUGUACAUGCAUGUCACAUGUAUUGUUUCUUUGGUUUGUAUUUUGAAAUGUUGCACUUUCUCAUUUUAGACAAUGUUUUCUAUAAUAGGAGUUAGAUAUAAUUUAGUUAAAGGCUUUAUACACUAUUGGAUUUGAGCUUUGACCUGACCUAAGUAUGUCACAUUUGAGAAGAAUAUGAAGUAUACAGUCACUAAUAUUUUAAGCAGGUAAAAUUAUUUACCCUGUAGAAAGAAAUGCAUUCACACAAAUACUUCAUAGCAGUUUUUCAGCCAUUGGAGCUGUGUAAAAUUGUUACACAAAAAGCACAACUUUGUGGUUUACUGUCAGCAUCUCGAUAGCAUUUUUAGCUUUAAUUGUUCUUUUAAUAACCAUAAUUCCAUCUUAUGCCUAUCAUUCCAGUUUGCAACAGGUAGUGUCGUUAUCAAAUAUUUUUAUGAGUUUUACACUUGAAAUUUGUAUAAAAUCUCCUAAAUCAAUUCUUAUACAAUGUUAUCUAUAUUGUAAGAGAAUGUGGAUCAUGCCAUCGAACAGUACAUGUCCAAAAAUAACAGCAAAAGAACUUCAUGACUUGUGAUCCUUACAAUUCAAGCUUACAGUUUCCAAGACUACCAAAUACAUUAAUCCGAUGCUUUAGGU